Messenger RNA from Phoenix dactylifera (date palm), 2282 nucleotides. NCBI's taxonomy places the organism in Eukaryota, Viridiplantae, Streptophyta, Magnoliopsida, Arecales, Arecaceae. The record is from RefSeq and is a predicted model, not a curated record.
AGGAACCAGAGCCGUCAGAUCUGACUGAUAGGGUCUAACCGAAGCGAGUUCUGCUCCUGGAAGCUUCUCUUCUGCUUCUGGAAGCCUUUCUUCUGCUCUUCUCCGUUGUCGCCAAGGUCCCAGAUCGGAGCGCCGAAGAGGAGGAGCGCCAUGGUAUGGAGAACAGCAACGAAACGAAUCAUGCAGUAGCUACAGAAGUUGGUUGGUACAUUCUUGGCAAGAAUCAAGAACACAUUGGUCCAUAUGCAUUCUCAGAGUUGCAAGAACAUGUUGUGAAUGGAUACAUAUCCGAGAACACCUUCCUAUGGGCUGAAGGGAGAAGUGAAUGGAUGCCACUAUCCUCAAUCCCGGAAUUACAUAUGGGAAUUGCUGCUCGGAGAACCGAUCAGUCUACAACUGGUAGAGUGUCUUUUAAAGAAUCUGGACCCAAGACUAAUUUUGGGGCUUAUGUGUCUAAUUUUACUGCUUGUUCAGCAGGCACACUAGAUGACGAGGAUGAUUUCAUGAAAUGGCAGAAGGAGGUUAGAGAGGCUGAGGCAGAGGCCGAGGCUUUGAAACAUGGAACUUUGACUGGUGGCUCUGGUCAAGGAGAAGGUGAACAAGAAGGUAUAGUAGUAGGCCCUGAUGAUAGACCAGGAACGCCACCGGAUGGCGAGGAAGAAUUUACGGAUGAUGAUGGAACUACUUAUAAGUGGGAUCGUGGGCUUAGGGCAUGGGUUCCUCAAGAUGACCUGUCAAGUAAAAGAGACGAAUAUGGAGUUAACGAAAUGACUUAUUCAUUCGACGAGGAGUUAUUUCCAGCACUGCAGGCUUCUGAGAACUCUGUACCAGAAGAAAACAACACUAUGACUGAGAAAGUGGAAACACAAUCUGAGCAGCAGCAGAAGGUGCCUGAGAAGCCAAUUGAGAAGAAGGAAGCUAAUAAACCUCCAGAUAGUUGGUUUGAGUUAAAAGUGAAUACACAUGUCUAUGUGACAGGCUUGCCUGAUGAUGUUACUGUUGACGAAGUAGUGGAAGUAUUUUCCAAGUGCGGCAUCAUAAAGCAGGACACUGAAACGAAAAAGCCUCGAGUGAAGAUCUAUGUAGACCAUGAAACAGGCAGAGUAAAGGGGGAUGCACUUGUGACAUAUCUGAAGGAGCCCUCCGUUGAUUUAGCGAUCCAAAUUUUGGAUGGGACCCCACUCCGUCCUGGUGGAAAGAUACCGAUGAAUGUCACCAAAGCUAAGUUUGAGCAAAAAGGAGAAAAAUUUGUGGCGAAACAUGUGGAUAAGAAAAAGAAAAAGAAACUAAAGGUGGUUGAAGAGAAGAUUCUUGGAUGGGGUGGACAUGAUGAUGCCAAGCUGAAAAUUCCAGCAAUCAUUGUUUUAAGCAAUAUGUUCACUCCUGCUGAAUUGAGGUCUGAUGAGAAUCUUCUUCCGGAACUGGAAAUGGAUGUUAGAGGGGAAUGUAUGAAGCUUGGUCCAGUUGAUUCUGUUAAGGUCUGUGAAAAUCAUCCGGAAGGUGUUGUCUUGGUAAAAUUUAAGGAUCGCAAAGAUGGUGCAAAGUGUAUUGAGCUGAUGAAUGGAAGAUGGUUUGGGGGCAGGCAGAUACGUGCACGGGAAGAUGAUGGUUCCGUUAACCAUGCUCAUGUUCGGGAUCUUGAUGAAGAGGUAUCUAGGCUGGAGCAAUUUGGUGCAGAACUCGAAGCCGGCUGAUAGCAGAUUUGGGGAUUCCUUGUUAUAGCCAGUACAGUGACAGUUACCGGAUAUAGUUCUUGGGAGGAUUACUCAUCUUACUCUCACUUCCAUGGCUUAAAACCCAUCAAUAGGUUGCAUGGAGUCAGGAUGAUUUGAAGCAUUUUUGUAGCAUCAAUCCUGUAUAUUUGACAAGAUAAGAGACAUACAAUGUUGCCCAAACUGUCAUUUAAACAUUAAAUGGCUUCGGUAUGAGCAGCUGUUGUACCAAAAAAAAAAAAAAAACAUUAAAUGGCUGAUAGUUUGUAGCAGAAGGUCAGCAGGUCCUGUUUUGUGGUUCAGCAAAAACUGUUUCAAUCAUUAUGGAGGUGCGAUCCUAACCAUUAUGUGUUUUAUCCUGUGAUGGUGUAAAUAACACUGCUACAGUCUGGGAGACUGAUUAAGUUGGUGGUGCUGUGUCUUGAUAUUUGUACCGCAUUGGAGAGUAUCAGAAUCCAUGUACCUUGUGGUUUAGUACUGUGAACACAAAGUUCUAUUAGCUGGUACUAAGCUCUAUGUGCCUUGGUUUUAUAGUUCGACUGUUCAUGUUUAAAGUUAAGUAUUCAGAUA